AUGGCCAAAAGCCCUCCCCCGGAGUACGUUCGAUUACUAGAGCACUCUUUAUUAUUUUACGAAGCACAACGCUCAGGCCGCCUUCCGACUGAUCAACGCGUAACAUGGCGUCAUGAUUCUGCAUUAUCGGAUGGCUCCGAUGUGAAACUCGAUCUUACAGGGGGUUACUACGAUGCCGGUGAUUACAUCAAGUCAACAUAUCCGUUAUGCUAUACCUUGUUUACGCUGAGUUGGGGCGGCAUCGAGUAUAUGGAAGGCUACAAGAAAGCCAACCAAUUAAACUCUCUAAGAACCAUGCUUAAAUGGGGCACCGAUUGGCUCAUCAAAGCUCAUCCAGAACCCAGUGUUUUAUUUGUUCAGGUCGGCGAUGCGGUGUUGGAUAACAAUUAUUGGGGACCCGAUACAACGAUUCCAUUACCUCGUCCUUCGUAUCAAAUCAAUGCAACCGCUUUUGGUACCGACGCUGCGGCUGCUGCUUCCACAGCCUUUGCUGCUGCUUCUCUGUUUUUCAGAUCCACGGGCGAUUCCGACGAUCAAGCAUACUCCAACACUCUGCUGCAGCAUGCUACACAGCUGUAUAAUGCGUCCAUCAGCAUUCAGCCUUUCAAGCAGUAUCAGGAAUCCGUUCCCGCCGUGAGUGACGUUUACCGAAGUUCAGAUUACCGGGAUGAUCUGAUUUUCGCCAGUUUAUGGAUGUAUCGAGCUACAAACAACAAUGAUUAUUUCCAUAAUGCAGAGUUGUAUUAUCAGAGUUUCAUGUCCAUGGGCCAUACAUUACCCACCGAUUGGGAUGACAAGUAUGGUGCCAUGUACAUUCUUUUUGCCGAAUUGACGCUAAACCAUGGUGAUACUCAGCAAGCGACGGCGCGGCGGCAAGAAGCCGAGCGUUAUCUCGAUGGAAUCGAAUCUUUAAAGACUGCCAAUAUGACGCAAGGAGGCAUGCUGUGGUGGGAUUCUGUGAGCAAUAUCAACAGCCUUGUCUGUGCCCUCAGCACGAGCAAUCUCAUGUUUCUGUAUUCAAAAACAGUCCUCCGACCACUGGCUGCUUCGACGUCCAAUGAAGUCCAUAUUACCAAAGCGCUUAGAUACGAAGCGUUUGCUCAGCGACAGCUUGAUUACGCGUUUGGCAAAAAUCCGUCUCAGCAAAAUUUCAUUGUAGGCGAGCGGCCCAAUUCACCCAAGAAUCCUCAUCACGCGGGCGCUAGUGGCACGGUGGGAUUUCUUCACAUCAACAGCACCACACCUUCGGCCCACAUUUUAUACGGCGCAUUGGUCGGUGGGCCGGAUCGUAACGAUUCAUAUACGGAUAAUCGCACCGAUUGGCGCCACAGUGAAGUGGCGCUGGAUUAUAACGCGCCUUAUCAAAACAUUUUAGCGCAUCAAGCGAUGUAUUCUCCCGUCAAUCCGUUCUAUAUGCCAAACGAUGGUCGUUUCAAUGAUACGGAUGUCAACCCCGAUGGUACCCCGUCCUUGUUCCCCAAAUCGACGUCGAUGCCUGCGUGGAGUUUAGUCCUGUCUGUCGUAUUGCCUGUCGGUGGCGCUUUCUUAUUGGCCUUCUUUUUAUGGCGACGGCACAAGGUCGGGUCUUCGGAUACUGUUCACAGCGAGGAGGAAGAUGAUGAAAAACGUGCGUCUGUCAACUCUAAUACCCCGAUUCUCGAACGACCCGCUGCGUCUUACACGCAAGGUGAAAAGGGCACGACUUUCAGCAUGUUUUCCAAUGCACGUUCGUAA
Molecule: messenger RNA, 1734 nt
Organism: Radiomyces spectabilis
Lineage: Eukaryota; Fungi; Mucoromycota; Mucoromycetes; Mucorales; Radiomycetaceae
Product: Six-hairpin glycosidase-like protein
Exons: 13
Coding region: 1-1734 (577 amino acids)
Biological process (GO): carbohydrate metabolic process
Molecular function (GO): hydrolase activity, hydrolyzing O-glycosyl compounds
Source: RefSeq, a predicted model, not a curated record